This is a messenger RNA of Priapulus caudatus, 549 nucleotides long. RefSeq lists its product as uncharacterized. The coding region runs from base 1 to 549 and encodes 182 amino acids. Lineage: Eukaryota; Metazoa; Priapulida; Priapulimorpha; Priapulimorphida; Priapulidae. The transcript has 3 exons. The record is from RefSeq and is a predicted model, not a curated record.
AUGGUCUACCCAACAGUGCGGCUGCCCAACACAGUCUGCCUAACAGUGUGGCUGCCCAACAUGGUCUACCCAACAUGUGGCAACAUAGUCUACCAAACAGUGCGGCUGCCCAACAGUGCGGCUGCCCAACAGUGCGGCUGCCCAACAGUGCGGCUGCCCAACAGUGCGGCUGCCCAACAUAUAGUCUGCCCAACAGUGCGGCUGCCCAACAUAGUCUGCCUAACAGUGCGGCUGCCCAACAUAGUUUGCCUAACAGUGCGGCUGCCCAACAUAGUCUGGCUAACAGUGCGGCUGCCCAACAUAGUCUGCCUAACAGUUGUGGCUGCCCAACAUAUAGUCUACCUAACAGUGCGGCUGCCCAACAUAGUCUACCUAACAGUGCGGCUGCCCAACAUGGUCUGCCUAACAGUGCGGCUGCCCAACAUAGUCUACCUAACAGUGCGGCUGCCCAACAUGGUCUGCCUAACAGUGCGGCUGCCCAACAUGGUCUGCCUAACAGUGCGGCUGCCCAACAUAGUCUGCCCAACAGUGCGGCUGCUCAACAUAUAG